AUGUCCUCGACGGCCAUACCAAGAGUCAUCCCCGCCCAGCUUUCCUUCCUCGCCAUCUACAAUCCGUCUCUGGGCCGGUCAGACGAAACAUUUGACAAGCAGAUUGUCUUCUACUACUCCAAGGCUGCCAAGACGCGCUCCAAACUCCACCAUGGCGACACACAGCGAAAGGAAGCGCUGCGCGAACAGGAAAACGAAAAGCUGCGUCAGGUUGGGCUGGCUCAAGGCAUGGUCGGCUUUGCAAAGAGCUUCUCCAACGGCGCAGCAGUCGACUCGGUAGAGACGCAAAAGUCGCGCAUAGUCCUUCAUGAGCUUGAAGAUGGCUGGUGGAUUCUUGCCGUGCUCAUCCAGUCCAUUGACCUCACUCAGCUGCCAGCCAUGGAUGGCGCAUCUCGAACAGACCCGAAUACAGGUGGAGAGCCUGCGGUCGAAUACUCGCCACGCGAAGUCAGUCCGCCUGCCCUCCUCAUCCAGCAACUCGUUCGCGCCCAAACCACCUUUCUCCUCCAUCAUGGUACAACCCUCGAGGCCAUGUUCGCCAAGCACGGCCGUCCCAAGUUCUGCAGUAUACUUGAAAAGUACUGGAGUCGGUUUGCGGCCACGUGGGAUGUGCUGCUGCAUGGAAACCCUGCCGUGGACAUCUAUGGCGGUAUGAAGCUGGCCGCAGGUGGAGAAUUGGGCAUGGGCGUGGGCGAGGAAGAAUGGGGCAGCAGUGAGCGCGAUGUCCUCGAAGACUUUGCGCGCAGGACAGACGGCCUGAUUGAUGUCAUGGUCUCUCGCUUUGGCGAAGCGUCGCCCUUACAGCAAGCCAAGUCAUCGACAGACCCAAAGCUACUCGAGGCUAUCGAGGAAGAGCCCUGGAUUGGAAGUGGGAGACACGUUCAGGCUGCCGAAGGGGUCGUCUUCUCAGGUAUCGGUGCCAUCAGCCGUAAAUCGCUACGAGACCUGUCACACUGGGUCGAAACAUUAUACCACUACGGCGAGUAUGCGUACGGUGUACACGACACGGUUACAUCGGAUCGGAAGAAGCGACAGCGACGAAAGCUGAAGCCAGAUGCAGGGGCACGAUCAUCGAACUCACCGGCAUCCAGUCGACAGGAGAGAAGCACUCUCAACAGGACAGAUUCCAGCUCUACAUUGCCACUAGGCAUUCCUCCUCCGAUUGUGAAAGCUGUAGAGAACUCUCUGGACAAAGCUUCUGCGGCAGUUACGAAGACCAAAGCAGACGGGAAAAAGGCUGCCAUGCCAGAAUCCAAGCCAAUGCUGGCGUCCCUGGGCGAUACUGAGACGUGGAUGAAGUACAUGACCCUAGGAUAUGCCAUAGCAUGGGGUGGCGGUAGCAGUAAUCAGAACCACGACAAGAAAGCUCAUGAAGCCCCUCAACCCGCCGCACCCUCUCCGGUUCGAAAACGUUCCCCCUCUCCAGCCGCCAUGCGGUACAUCGAGCCCGAGCCAGACAUGGAUGUCGCCGCUGAAAAGCGCAAACGGCAGAUCCGGCUUGAAAACGACGGCUACUUUCUCAUCGGCUUAAAAGGGCACAUGCUUGACCUAGACGUGGACGAUGACAAUGAAGACGGCAACUGGAACAACCGCAUUCCACUCCGCACCAUCCAUCUCGAGCUCGAGAGCCAAAAGGAUUCCACUUCGACGCCUACCCCCAACGACUCUGACGAAAUACCGCAAUAUGAGAGGGAGAUGAAUUUCGAGCCCUCCCCCGAGCGCAAGCUAACACGGUUGAGACCCGUAGUAUACAUUCACCGCCCCUUCAUCUACACCUUCCUCUUCUCACACCAAACCUACACCCUCUCCCUCUCCUCCUUCUACCGCGACAUCCACACCUUCUUCUCCCCGCUGCACCGCUCCCUCGAAAAAUCAACAUCCCCGCACCACAUCGCCGCACGCAUCGCCGCCGCCGCAAACCCACACACCACAAUCCCAUCUUCCCCUUCUACCCCCCAAAACACAAAUCCCAUCUACGACCUCGUCUACGAUCCCCGCACAUACAACCUCCACACCAGUCUACCCAACAUUCCGGACCCAGCGCCGUUGGUCCCGCCGAGCAAGACCCAGGCUGCGUGGAGUAGACCCGAUGCCCUCGCUAUCCAUACGCAUAUUCUGAAUACGAUUUCCUCGACCCGUCGCGAUCCGUCGGAGAUUGAGCGCUCGGGGAAGACGGGACGGGGAUGGUGGAUCGUGUGGAUGAGACUUCCGCCUUCGGUGGAUGAACGUCAACGUCAACAUGAACAUCUAUCUCCACCCCCGACUUCCCAACCCUCGUCCGAAACCGCCAGCCAAACCACACAAACACAAUCACACCCCCCUUCCCUCUUCAACCCCACCUCCCUCCGCGAAGCCCUCCUCAUCCGCAAAGCCCCCUCCUCACCCUCAUACCCGCCCCUUUCUUCCGCAUCCCCCGCGCCCCGGUCUAGCGUGUGGAGUGCAUGGGGUAUGGGGACCAGGGGCUUGGGCUUGGGUGGGGAUGGGGGAGGGGGCGCGGGACAUGGGGCGAAAGAGGCGAGGGCGAGGGGGUUGGUGGAGGGUGUGGGGGUUGAUGCGAGGAGGUAUGUUGAGGGCUUGUUGAGUUUGAAUCGGUAG
Molecule: messenger RNA, 2595 nt
Organism: Plenodomus lingam JN3
Lineage: Eukaryota; Fungi; Ascomycota; Dothideomycetes; Pleosporales; Leptosphaeriaceae
Source: RefSeq, a predicted model, not a curated record